UAAACACGCGCACAUGCUCUCUCUCCCCCUCUCUCUCCCUCUCCCUCUCUCUCUCACUCUCUCACACACGCGCACACGCUCACAUUUGUGCAUCCUGUAUUUUUUACGCACCGGGAUAGCGGGCGCUGUGUAAGCGGUCGUGGAUUAUGAUGCCAGUUUUUAUAACAGCGGAAUAUUAUUGGCUUCUCCCGCGGCUCCGUCUGUAAAUAGCACACACACAGAAAAGAAGAAGAAGGGGAAGAAGAAGAGGACAUAGCGCGUGUUUAUUUUUUAUUUUUUUAAAUCAUUAUUUAAUUAUCACCAUUAUUUCUACCAUUAUUAUUAUUCAUAUCACUAUUUUUUUCCCAGAUUUAUCUCUAAUUUGGCUCCACGUUACUUCUGAGCGCUGAGAGACCGCAAAGACACGCAAAGCCCACGUUCAAUGCCGGUGGAACAUGUCCUAUGUUCCCUUUCAAGAUGCAAGGUGUGCCGUCCCCCCCUCCUAUCAUCAUCACCUUCAUCGCUCCCACGCCCACGCCGUCCACGCUCCCUCCUACGACCGCCCUGCCCAAGAGCGUCCCGCCUACAACCGUCCCUCCUACGACCGUCCUUCCAUCGACCGUCCUUCCUUCGAACGUCCUUCUUACGAACGUCCUUCCUUCGACCGUCCUCCCUUCGACCGUCCUUCCUUCGAACGUCCUUCCUUCGACCGUCCUCCCGUCGACCGUCCUCCAUUCGACCGUCCUCCCUUCGACCGUCCUCCCUUCGACCGUCCUUCCAUCGACCGUCCUCCCUUCGACCGCCCUUCCUUCGACCGUCCUUCCAUCGACCGUCCCUCCAUCGACCGUCCCUCCAUCGACCGUCCCUCCUUCGACCGCCCUUCCUUCGACCGUCCCGGUCCCGUGUACAACCGCUCCUUCCACGAGCGCCCCAUCUACGACCGACCAUCACACGACCAUCCACCCCAGCCACCCCAACCACCCCAAGACCGCUGGAACCCCCGUGUUCGUGUGAGCCCUGGGAAUCAGAUCUACAUGUUGGACCAGGAGGAGGUACACCCUUUGCUGAUGCGCGAAAGGCGCUCAGAGUCUCACAGGAACAAGCUACUGCGGCGGACAGUCAGCGUUCCUGUUGAGGGACGGCACCAUCCUGAGAUGGAUCAUCGCCCCCGGCGGAAGAGCAUAGCUACAGGGAAGCAGCCCAGCAUGGAUGUCUCUCCCACUGCCCCCCCUCAACCCUUCCGACAAUCCAGUUUCCUCAGUAGAAGGUUGAAGGGCUCGAUCAAGAGGGCCAAGAGUCAGCCCAAACUGGACCGAACCAGCAGCUUCCGCCACAUGAUCCUACCCCGCUUCCGCAGUGCCGACCAAGACAGGACUCGUUUGAUGCAGAGCUUCAAAGAGUCCCACUCCCAUGAGUCCUUGCUGUCCCCCAGCAGCGCUGCCGAGGCGCUGGACCUCACCCUGGACGAGGACGCCAUCAUCAAACCUGUCCACUCCAGCAUCCUGGGACAAGAGUACUGUUUUGAGGUGACUACGGCAUCGGGAACCAAGUGCUUUGCGUGUCGCUCAGCUGCAGAGAGAGACAAAUGGAUCGAGAACCUGCAGAGAGCUGUCAAGCCCAACAAGGACAACAGUCGGAGAGUGGACAAUGUGCUCAAACUGUGGAUCAUCGAGGCCCGCGAGCUUCCAGCCAAGAAGCGCUACUACUGCGAACUUUGUCUGGACGACAUGUUGUACGCACGAACCACCAGCAAGCCCCGCACCGAUACCGUGUUCUGGGGCGAGCACUUUGAAUUCAACAACCUCCCAGCUGUCCGCAACCUACGCCUUCACCUUUACAAGGAGACGGACAAGAAGAGACGCAAGGAAAAAAGCACAUACUUAGGACUUGUAAGCAUCCCCAUCUCAAGCAUCACCGGGCGUCAGUUUGUGGAGCAGUGGUACCCGGUCAUCCAGCCCAGCGUCCUCACCAAAGGGGCCGGCGUCGGCGGAGGAAAGAUCAUCAACGCAUCGCUACGCCUCAAGUCCCGCUUCCAGACCAUGAACAUCCUGCCCAUGGAGCUGUACAAGGAGUUUGCCGAGUACGUCACCAACAACUACCGCACCCUGUGUGCCGUGCUGGAGCCUGUGCUGAGCGUCAAGAGCAAAGAGGAGGUGGCGUGCGCGCUCGUGCACAUACUGCAGAGCACGGGGAAAGCUAAGGAUUUCCUCUCAGACAUGGCGAUGUGUGAGGUAGACAGAUUCAUCGACCGCGAACACCUUAUCUUCAGAGAGAACACUCUGGCCACCAAAGCCAUAGAAGAGUACCUCAAACUGAUCGGACACAAGUACCUCAAGGAUGCUAUAGGGGAGUUCAUUAGGGCCUUGUAUGAGUCGGAGGAAAAUUGCGAAGUGGACCCCAUGAGAAUACCACCCUCCGUUCUCCCGGACCACCAAGCCAAUCUCCGAAUGUGCUGUGAGCUGGCACUCUGCAAGAUUGUUAACUCCCAGUGCGUUUUCCCCCGGGAGCUGAAGGAAGUGUUUGCCUCCUGGAGAGUUCGCUGCGCCGAGAGAGGUCGCGAGGACAUCGCCGACCGCCUCAUCAGCGGCUCCCUCUUUCUGCGCUUCCUGUGUCCCGCCAUCAUGUCCCCGUCGCUCUUCAACCUCACGCAGGAGUAUCCCGACGAGCAGACGUCGCGCACGCUCACCCUCAUCGCGAAGGUCGUGCAGAACCUGGCCAACUUCUCCAAGUUUGUCACUAAGGAGGAGUACAUGUGCUUCAUGAACGAGUUUUUAGAGAUGGAGUGGGGCUCCAUGCAGCAGUUCCUGUACGAGAUCUCCAACCUGGACAGCGUCAGCAGCGCCGGAGGCUUCGAGGGCUACAUCGACCUGGGCAGGGAGCUUUCCAUACUGCACAGUCUCCUGUGGGAGGUCAUAGCUCAGCUCAGCAAGGAUGCCAUCAUCAAACUGGGUCCGUUGCCCCGCCUCCUGAAUGACAUCAGCAUGGCCCUGCGUAACCCUCACCUGCAGAGGCAGCCCAGCCAUCAGACAGACAGGGUCCCGGAGAGACAGGCCGACAGGCUGCUGUCACGGCCGAGCUUCAACAGAGGCAUCUCGUCCGACUUUCAGAAUCUCAUGAUGAGGGAUCUGAACAGCUCUAUAGAUAUCACUCGCCUGCCUUCCCCUACCUCCACCGGAGGGGUCUUGCCAUCCCGCGGCCAGCUGAGUUUUCAGGACCGUGACCAUCCUCAUCGAGCGGCCUCCAAAGACAUGUUUUAUGUGUCCCGUCCUCCUCUGGCUCGAUCCAGCCCGGCCUACUGCACGAGCAGCUCGGACAUCACCGAACCAGACCCUAAGGAUUCCCGCAUGAACAGCGUGUCUAACCUGCAGUCGGUGGACAUGCUCAACUCCUCCCAGGCCUCCAUCGCUGGCAUGGGCAGCUUCGGAGGGCUGAGCAGCGGAGGCGGUGGCGGCCUGGGGUCGGGCCUGAGCAGCCAGCUGCGGGCCGGUGGGAGGUUGUCAGCUGGCUCUGGCGGCUCCAGCAUGUCGGGCGGCCUUCGGCUGAGCCAGCUGAGCCAGAUGGGCACCACCACCGACUCGCUAUCCCAGCAGCAGCAACAGCAGGCCGCCGCCAUGCGCUACCCGCUUUCCUUCCAGAAUCCCCUCUUUCAUCUGGCGACCGCUGACGGGCCCCAACAGCAACAGCUCCAUCACCAGCACAGCCGGGCCCAACCCACCGCGCCCCUGCUCCUGGCCCCAGAGCCCGAUCCCUCCCACCAGGGCUACAUCCCACAGUUCGCCCACGGGGGGUUCUCUCGCAGCGAGGACCUGUCCACCCUCAGGACCAGGGACGGUCACCUGGGUCAACCCAGCAUCAUCCACUCACACAGCUACAGCGAUGACUACAGCAGGGCUGAAUAUGGACGCAGGCAGAUGUCCAUGCACGUGCAGGUAAACGACAACCUCCAACAGCAGCAAAUGAUGGGCAUGACGUCCCAGACUGGAACCUCCCACUCUUCCCUGGCCACCACGCCCCCCUCCACAGUCCAACCCGUGCGCCAGAGCUCUGUUGCCCCACCUCCCACUCAACGCGUCAAAUCCCAGACCUCCCACCAGCUGUCCGUGAGCGCCGCUGCCGCUCCCGUCGCUCCGGCUAAAACGCGACCGCAGAGCGGGAACCUCCUCCAGUCGCCGGAGACCGGCUACGGCGGCAGGCAGCAGCAGCAGCAUCAGCAGCAGCAGCAUCAGCAGCAGCAGCAUCAGCAGCAGCAGCACGGGCCCCGACAGCUGUCCGUAAAAGACAACACUGCCCCGGGUCUGCCCCACCAGCAGAGCUCCGUCAGGGAAAGCCAGAGUCCGCAGGGAACCACCAGUCAGACCACUCAACAGUCCCCGCAGCAGCAGUCUCAGCAACAGCAGCAGCACCUUCUCAAACCCACCAUGAGCAAACAGGGUUCCCAGUCUCCAUCCACCCUCAAUCCCCCGACCCCAGCCAACGAGCGCACAGUGGCGUGGGUGUCCAACAUGCCUCAUCUGUCCGCUGACAUUGAAAGUUCUCGCAUUGACCGUGAAGAGUUCAAGCUGAAGGAGUACUCCAAGAGCAUGGAUGAGUCACGCAUGGACAGGGUACGCGAGUACGAGGAGGAGAUCAACUCCCUGAAGGAGCGCCUGAUCAUGUCCCACAGGAAGCUGGAGGAGUACGAGCGCAGGAUGCUGACGCAGGAGCAGCAGACCAACAAGAUCCUGCUGCAGUACCAGAAUCGCCUGGACGACAGCGAGCGGAAGCUACGGCAACAGCAAGUGGAGAAAGACUCCCAAAUUAAAGGAAUAAUUAACAGGAAAGAAGACAUGGAAUGAAGACAGAGACAGUCCUGCUCGUCUUUUACGGGGAAACAUCUAGAACGGCCGAAGCACAUUGUACUGUAUAUAAAACCAUCAUCACUUAGGGCCCCGCCCGUCCAUGUCUUUGUGCCGCUGCACUUUUCAUCCUCUCUUUUUUCCUUCUUUCUUUUUUUCUAAUGGACAAAGCGCUUUGCUUUUAACCAGAUCUCGUGGUCACUGGAGGUGAAUCCACUUAGAAUAACUUUCCAGUCAACUCUCCCACGAGGUUACACUGUAAAAGCACAAGGAGGAGGAGUCAAACUUUUUUAUUUAGUGUGAUUUUAUGGGUUUUUUUCUCCUCGGACCUUCAGGCACAGGACUGCAUAGGACUGCAGGAUUUUUUUUUUUUAUUAGAUCUUCCAUUUAAAAUCCAAGAGAAGCGUGAUCACCGGAGGGACAGCUGAUUCUGCACAGUGAUCACAUGGACCAGUCGAUCUCUACACUCGUUUUCUACGCCUCUUAGACACAUGAUGAUGCUUUGGUGUAAAAAAGAAAAAAAAGAAAAAGGGUCACAGACAAAGCUUCAAUCAGUCUGUGAGUGAGUGACUGAGUCAAAGCACUUAUUGAUUAUUGCUGCUCUGGAGAACGAGCGGAAUGAAAAUCUGUGUGUGUGUGUGUGUGUGCGCGUGUCGGGGACACUGACGCGUUCUCCGAGGCUUACGCUCGUAGCUCGUGUGACUCUCGUGCUCCGACCACACGACCAUGAACUUAAGUAGCAGACGCCGACGCUUCCGACAAAGUCUCACUGAGCCCAGACCGCAGUUUAGACGUCGUCUGAAUCCAAGACGUGGGUCGUUCUGGAUCCGACGACAAACCAGAGCCUUAUAGGUGCUUUUUUUUUUUUUUUUUUUUUAUCCUAAAUUAAUGUUUAUUUUACUAGUUUUUUUCUUUUCCAUUCAAAUCUGUUACUUGAUGCAAGUGCAAGCUCAGGUUCUGCAACACGGGAGCAACGCUGAAUCCCUGACUCCUGCACAGGCUUGAAAAAAAAGAAAAAAUCUCCUUUUUAUCUGCAGAACUAACACACUUAGCAUCGUGUUCCAAGUGUCAAGAGAUUUUUUUUUUCCUUUCAGAGAAGCCUUAAUGCUGCGUGCAUAAACAUUAAAGUCACUUCUUCUUCUUUUUUUUAACCUAACAAUCUAAUUUAAACCAAAGCCAAAUGUUAAGUUUAGGUCACGCUUAGUUAAAUCCACUGAAAACACUUUACCUGUAGCACUUUCCUUUAGGGCUCUGAUCCCAUUAGAGUAGUAAUCCCGUUAGUCGGCUGCAGGCUUCCUAUUUUUUAAAUGUAUUCUAUUUAUUUUUGGUUAAAACAAAUAUGAUCUUAUCGUCCCGGAGCUUUUUUUUUCACGUUUUUUGACACGUUUGAGGGCGAAAAUAGAGGGAAAAAAAAAUAUGAAUAAAAAAUCAAUGAUUGAAUUGAUUGUACCUGUCAUAGUAAUAAUUUAUUUUUAACUAUAAUCCAUAGCAUAUUCUAUAGGUCUGUGAUGCAAGAGCCAUAACAAUAAUAAUAAUAAUAAUAUAUAAAAUAAAUAAAUCUAUCUAUCUCUAUAUAUAUAUAUGAGUUCUAUUCAGAGUGAGAUUUUAACUAUUUUAACCUUGCAAUAGCAAACUUUUAAGCAGGGCAAGCGCAAUAAUAGCUACAAUAUGUCGACACCUGCGUUUAAUGUACAUAAAGUGACUUCCUGCUGAAACCUUUCUACCUGGUGCCGUCCACAGUACGAAAACAGAGGGAAAUAAAACACUGGGAUACGAAAAAGUACACAAAAAAAAUGAAGAAAUAAAUAAAAGAGAGACAACGUGUGACAAAAACUCUGACAAAAAACAGUGUGUGUGCUUAAGUUGUUUCUUUUGGCUUUCUCUGUACGGUGUUUGUGAUUUUUCUCUGCAUUUUUAACUGAAAGACUGCAAUGGAUGUGUAUUCUCAUUAUUAUCAUCAUUAUUAUUAUUAUUAUUAUUAGUAUUAUUAUUAUCUAUUAAUUCAAGCGAGAAAUCUUACACCUGUACGAUUUGAUUUCCAUUUUCUUUUGCUGUAUAUGCUCGCUCCGUCAUUGGUGGUGUUCCAGUGACGUGGUGAUGGGGAAAUAGUUAGAUAGUCACAACUUAUGCAGUCACCGUAUCCGUUUUUUUAAAUCUCAUUAUUACCAUGACGAUUAAAAAGGGCAACUCUAUUGUUACUAUUAUGAUUCCUUUUCUUUGUUUGUCUGACUUUUCAGAGCUUAUAGAUAAUAUUCUGGUGUCAGUAUAUAUCUGCCUCUCUUUUGUAGCAAGAAUAUAUUGAUAUAGGCAAAAUGUUUCAAUCUUGCAAAUGAAAUCAAAGUGGUGAUGAGUUGUGGCUUUGAUUUGUGUGCGUGUGUGUGCGUGUGUGUGUGUGUGUGUGUGUGUAACAUGGCUUGUAGCAACAGCCAAGGGUUUUUAAAUUCACUUUACACAAACCUGUGUCAAUCCGUUGCAAAUAACUCUCGGUGUGUUUCAAGCACAAAGGGUUCGACGAGGAUCGGGUUUAACCGGUCACACGGUGGUGAUGGGGGGGUGAGUUUUGGCAGCGUGGUGGUUUGACGCAGGUCUGUUCACCUUCCGUUUGGCUUGAACAUGAACUCUUUACAUCCUCUCUGUCUGUGUAGCAGAAAUAUUCCGACCUUGUGACCUCACGUUGUUCGACGACACUCGCGUUGUUGUUUUUUUUUUUGGACCAUGAUUAUGUACGACUUGACCUCAGAAGCACACUACUUGAAGUACAACUGCAUAGAAAAACAACAACAAACAAACAAACAUGUUAUUUUACUCCGCCCCCACCACCCACUCUCUUUGUAACACAUCACCCACAUGAAUCAUCGUCUGCCUUUUGAAGUCAUGUCAAGACUUAAUGCUGUAAACCCAUGUUACAUUCCAUUGUUCUUCUGGGACAGUGCUAAUAUUUCUGUCUGUGCUUAUGACUGAUUCUUUUCUUUCUCUCUCUCUUUUUCUUUUCCUCUUCUCUAUCCCUCUUCCUCUCUUUCUUCUUCUUCUUCUUCUUCUUUUGUAAAAACGACACUGUACAUUAUUUAUGGAAUAAAACAU
Solea solea (common sole) is the source of this 7895-nucleotide messenger RNA. RefSeq names its product synaptic Ras GTPase activating protein 1b (gene syngap1b). Bases 435 to 4814 code for a protein of 1459 amino acids. The transcript has 20 exons. NCBI's taxonomy places the organism in Eukaryota, Metazoa, Chordata, Actinopteri, Pleuronectiformes, Soleidae. Gene Ontology annotation, biological process: regulation of GTPase activity; negative regulation of Ras protein signal transduction. The record is from RefSeq and is a predicted model, not a curated record.